Messenger RNA from Heterobilharzia americana, 961 nucleotides. The record is from the annotation of a GenBank genome assembly. Lineage: Eukaryota; Metazoa; Platyhelminthes; Trematoda; Strigeidida; Schistosomatidae.
GCCAAGGUAGGUUCGGUGGUUUGCACGUGUGGAUAACUUUUGUCUUGGCGUUCAUUUAGUGUUUUCGCCACCUUUUCUUUAUACUAAGCAAUGGCAGUUGGGGGGCAAAAGAAAAGUACGAAAUCGGGAAAGAAAGGAGGAAAGAAGAAAACAGCUGAUCCAUUCACUAAAAAAGAGUGGUAUGAUAUCAAAGCUCCAGUUAUGUUCCCUAAAAGAACGUGUGCAAGAACGUUAGUGACACGAACGCAGGGAACUCGUAUUGCGAGUGAAGCCCUUAAAGGUCGUGUGGUCACGCUCAGUCUUGGUGACCUUAGUGAAAAAAAUGAGGAAGUUUUUCGGAAAUUCAAGCUGCAGAUUGAAGAUGUCCAAGGCCGUCAUUGUCUAACAAACUUCCAUGGUCUCGAGCUCACUCGCGAUAAACUAUGCUCAGUUGUUGUCAAGUGGCGGUCAACAAUCGAAGCACAUGUCGAUGUAAAGACCACAGAUGGAUAUCUGCUUCGUUUCUUCAUCAUUACGUUCACUCCUAGCGUACCACGAUCGGAGAGGCGUCAUACUUAUGCACAAACCACACGUAUUAAGCGAAUCCGUGCACGUCUGGUCGAGAUAAUUCAACAGGAAGUUUCCUCUUGUGAUUUGAAGGAAGUUGUUAACAAGCUGAUCCCGGAUUCCAUCGCUCAAGAUGCUCGUAAAGCAGCUUCAUGGAUUUACCCGCUAAGUGAGACCUUCAUACGAAAGGUUAAAGUCUUAAAGAAGCCGAAAGUUGAUCUUGCUCGGCUAAUGGAACUUCAUGGAGAAUCGAAGUCAGCUGCACCAGGGGAAGCAGUUUCUCGUCCCGAUCACUAUGAACCUCCAAAAGUUGACUCAGUUUAGUUCGAAAUAAAAACCUUUCGUGGAAGCUUCGUUUUUCAAUCCUAUCAGCUGUGCUGUUGAAUUACCUUGGAAAAUUCGAUUGUAAAUUUUU